CAGCAAUCAUUUGGACAGCCAUUGGAAACACUCUCUCUUUGUGAUGGAGCACGUGACAUGGAAGCUAAUCAAGAAUAUCUAGAAACUGAUGGGUUUUCGAAUAGUUUAGAGUCUCUACUUACAUGCCCUUUCGUCAUCAUGACGCAUGCUAUCUUGAUAGUUAGAUAUUCGUAUGUGAUGUUUUUAAUUCAGGAUGCACUACUUCAAGAG
Dovyalis caffra is the source of this 210-nucleotide messenger RNA. NCBI's taxonomy places the organism in Eukaryota, Viridiplantae, Streptophyta, Magnoliopsida, Malpighiales, Salicaceae. The record is from the annotation of a GenBank genome assembly.